Rubroshorea leprosula is the source of this 1450-nucleotide messenger RNA. The record is from the annotation of a GenBank genome assembly. Lineage: Eukaryota; Viridiplantae; Streptophyta; Magnoliopsida; Malvales; Dipterocarpaceae.
ACAAAAUCAAAGUGGUUCCAUUUCUCUCAAGGCUCAAACUUCUCCUCUAUUAAUAAAGCAAUAAAGGGGAAGAAUGUAUUUUUUCUUUCCCUCCAAAUCAUUCAACCUAAACUCAUUGUAAAAGGAGCUACGUGGAGAUGGAAAAGCAAUUCAAGAUCUUCGUGUAUCUCCAAGGGGAGCCCCUAGUGUUUCAUGAUGGUCCUUGCAAUUAAGAGCAUAUACUCCAUGGAAGGAAAUUUCAUCCAUAAGCUUGACUUAGGUAGCAAAUUCCCAACUAAAGACCCUGAGAAAGCACAUGUUUUCUACCUUCCAUUCAGUGUAGCCAAGAUGCAAGGAAAGACCCCUAUUGGAAUUGAAGCCUCGGUUCUGACCAUUUCAUGCUUUCUUGCCAUGAUUGGAACUCCAUCCGUGCUUUAUGCAAUGCCAACACCUAAGAAAAAUUCAACCCCAUCAAGGAUGUGUCCAUACCAGAGAUCAACCUCCAAACUGACAAACUACAAGGCUUGGUUGGGGGCCCAUCUCCCUCGCAUCGUACAAUCUUGGCUUUCUUUGCAAGAGGGGUGCAUGGCCCUAUUAGAUCUGUCCUACUUGAACACUGGGAAAACAAGGAUGAAGACAUCAGGGUACACAAAUACCUUCCUAAAGGGGUAUAUAUCCUACUACGAUAUGAUGAGGAAGAGUAAAUACUGCCUUUGUCCAAGUGGUUAUGAGGUUGCCAGCCCCAGAAUUGUGGAGGCUCUAUACAAUGGAUGCGUUCCAGUGUUGAUUUCUGUGAGUUAUGUCCCUCCAUUUAGUGAUGUCUUGAAUUGGAAGUCGUUUACUGUUGUACUUUCAGUGGAUGAUAUCCCUAAUUUAAAGAACAUACUAAAUGGCAUAUCCUAGAGGCAGUACAUAAGAAUGUAGAGAAGGGUGCUGCAUGUAAGAAGACAUUUUGUGUUCAAUUCUCCACCAAAGAGGUUCGAUGUCUUUCACAUGAUCCUUCAUUCUAUUUGGCUGAGAAGACUUAAUGUUAAAAUCAAUGAUGGUCAUGGAGCCAUGAUCAUUUGAUGAAAUUAAGAACGGACCACACUGAUAGGUAACAAAAACCAGGAUGAUUACUCCUUUGUUGUUUGCAAUUACAGUUAGUUUUAUUGAGUUUAGCCGUGACAGUAGGGCUACACAUGUCCAACAAUACUUUUGAAGUUACAGCACAGUGAUUAGCUAAAGUAAUGAAACAGGGCAACUAUUGCUUAGUUAGCUUUUGAAUGUAACUUAGGAAAUAGGCUGUUGGUUUUGAAGCUUAGUUUGUAUUGAUAUGCUGCCCUUUUUUGUUGUUUAUUGGUAUGUUAUACCAUUGGCUACUUAGAAGGAGGCGAGGUAGCACAACUUGGGGAAAAGUAAAAGUCAAAUCUUAACUUUUCAUUGUAAUUCUUUCUAUGUACAAAAGGUUGAAUUAAUCAGAAAUGCUGUG